Molecule: messenger RNA, 807 nt
Organism: Vicia villosa (hairy vetch)
Lineage: Eukaryota; Viridiplantae; Streptophyta; Magnoliopsida; Fabales; Fabaceae
Exons: 4
Coding region: 1-807 (268 amino acids)
Source: RefSeq, a predicted model, not a curated record
AUGAAGAUCGAGGAUAUAAAGGCAAAGGCACAAAGGAAGUGGAAUCUAGGUGUCAACGAGACUAAGGCAAUAAGAGCAAGAUUUAAAGGUAGAGAUAUGGUUGGUGGUUCUUUCUUAGGGGAUUACACUAGAAUAUAUGCAUAUUGUCAUGAACUGUUAAGAGCAAACCCAGGGUCACAUACACAUUCAUUUCAGAUCAAUAAAAGGACAACUAACAAGUGUGAUGUUGUUCUCAAUAACAUGUCAAAAGCUUUCAAUAGUGUUAUUCUUGAGUCAAGGUCAAAUCCAUUAGUGACUAUGUUGGAAGAGAUCGGAACAUAUUGUAUGGAAAUAUGGGGAAACAACAGGGUGAGAUUUCAAAACUUGGCUGAUGAUGUUUUGCUUAAUAUUAGAAGGAAGGUUGAGAGAACAAAUAGUAACACCAACUUAUGGAUGGUCAGGAUAUCUGAUGAACACAUCUUUGAAGUAAAGCAUGUUGUAAAUCCAGCAGAAAUGUGGGAACUCACAGGACUGCCUUGUGUUUAUGAAUUGUCAUCUACAAAGAGUAGGAACUUCAAGGUUGAUGAUUAUAUCCCUGGCUAUUACAAAAAAUCAAGGUACAUGUCAGUCUACAAACAUGUAAUUUAUCCUAUAAAUGGAUCAAACCUAUGGGUUAGGACACAAUAUCCAUAUGUGAAACCACCUAAGUAUAAAAAAAUGCUUGGUAGACCAAAGAAGAAAAGGAAUAUUAAACAAAGAGAUAUUGAUGGGAUUGGCAGGAAAAUAAGGAGAACAGGGUUAAUUGCCAAGUGCAGUAGGUGCAAGUAG